Molecule: messenger RNA, 3706 nt
Organism: Platichthys flesus (European flounder)
Lineage: Eukaryota; Metazoa; Chordata; Actinopteri; Pleuronectiformes; Pleuronectidae
Product: integrin beta-3-like
Exons: 15
Coding region: 86-2473 (795 amino acids)
Biological process (GO): cell migration; cell-matrix adhesion; cell adhesion mediated by integrin
Cellular component (GO): integrin complex; cell surface; focal adhesion
Molecular function (GO): fibrinogen binding; fibronectin binding; integrin binding
Source: RefSeq, a predicted model, not a curated record
UUUCCUCCAGUUCUCCUCCUCCUGCUCGUCCUCCUCACCGCAGAGCUCGUUGUCCGGCUCCUCUCCUCACAGAGUCCGCACCAGGAUGGGAGCUCUCCCGGCGCAGGGGCUGUUCUGGAUGGCUCUUUUGAUUUUUACUGGGGUAUCAGACGUUUGCGCCUCCAACGUCUGCACCUCCCGAGGAGCCAGCACAUGCAAACAAUGUUUGGCUGUGCACCCCAGCUGUGCAUGGUGCGUCCAGGAGGACUUUGGUCAGGGAAUUGCCAGUUCUUCCCGCUGUGACCUGAAGAGUAAUCUGGUGGCGGCGGGCUGCGCUGCCUCAUCUGUGGAGUCUCCAAUCAGCAAAAUGCAAGUGAUCGAGGACCGGCCCCUCAGCAACAAGGCAGCGGGGGCCACACAAGAUGUCACUCAGAUCAAGCCCCAGAAACUCCACAUCACGCUCAGGCCAGAUGAUGCAAAGCGGUUCACAGUGAAGGUGCGUCAGGUGGAGGAUUACCCUGUGGACCUUUACUACCUCAUGGACCUCUCCUACUCCAUGAAUGAUGACCUCUUCCGCCUGAGGACGCUGGGCAAAGGCCUGGCCGAGGCCAUGAACCGCACCACCAGCAACCUGCGCAUGGGCUUUGGGGCUUUUGUAGACAAGCCGCUCUCACCGUACAUGUACAUCUCCCCAAAAGAGGCCGUGAACAACCCCUGCUACAGCAUCAACACCACCUGUCUGCCCCAGUUCGGCUACAAACACGUUCUGUCCCUGACGGAAGAAGUGGGACGCUUCACGGAGGAAGUGAAGAAGCAGAUGGUGUCCAGGAACCGAGAUGCCCCAGAGGGAGGCUUUGAUGCCAUCAUCCAGGCUGCGGUCUGCGAGGAGCAGAUCGGCUGGCGUCCCGACGCUUCCCACCUCCUGAUCUUCACCUCGGAUGCGAAGACUCACGUGGCGCUGGACGGUCGUAUGGCAGGAAUCGUGCGGCCCAACGACGGGCAGUGCCACCUCAACUCUGACAAUAUUUACAGCAUGUCAACCACUAUGGAUUAUCCAUCUCUUGCUCUGAUCACAGAGAAGAUGUCGGAGAACAACAUCAACCUCAUCUUCGCUGUCACCAACCCUGUGGUUCCUCUGUACCAGAACUACAGCGAGCUGAUUCCAGGCACCACAGUAGGAACUCUGUCCAACGACUCAGGCAACGUGAUUCAGCUCAUACUGAAGGCCUACGCUAAAAUCCGUUCCAAGGUGGAGUUGGAGCUCCAAGACGUCCCAGAGGAGCUGUCUCUGUCCUUCAACGCCACCUGUCUGAACGGGGAGGUCAUCCCGGGCCUCAAGUCCUGCUCUGGGCUCAAGAUAGGAGACACGGUCUCUUUCAGUGUGGAGGCCAGAGCUCGCGGUUGCCCCAAACAGAAGAAGAAAACCUUCAUUAUCAAACCCGUGGGCUUCAAGGAUUCCCUGUCCAUCACCGUGUCCUUCGAGUGCGACUGCAAGUGCCAGGCCAAGGCCCAGCUCGACAGCCCCAAAUGCCACCAAGGCAACGGCACCUACGAGUGCGGCAUCUGUCUGUGCCACCCGGGGCGCCUGGGGCCGCACUGCGAGUGUGCGGAGGGCGACUACAGUCCCACGGAGCAGGACGGCUGCAGUGGACCCGCGGGCACUGGAGGGCCCCACUCGGCCAUAUGCAGCGGCCGUGGAGACUGCGUGUGCGGCCAGUGCGUGUGUCACAGCAGUGACUUUGGGAAAGUGUGGGGCAAGUUGUGCGAGUGUGACGACUUCAACUGCCUGCGCUACAAGGGGGAACUGUGCUCAGGCCAUGGAGUCUGUAACUGUGGCUUCUGUCAGUGUGCACCGGACUGGCAGGGUGAAAACUGUAAUUGCUCCAGACGCACCGACACCUGCAUGUCCAACCUGGGUCUGCUGUGUAGCGGCAGGGGCCAGUGUGUGUGUGGGGCCUGCGAGUGCACCCAGCCCGGUGCGUAUGGGGCCACGUGUGACAAGUGCCCCACCUGCCCUGACGCCUGUACCAUGAAGAAGGAGUGUGUGGAGUGCAAGCACUUCAAGAGGGGCCGCCUGUUUGAGGACAACACCUGUUCUCGAAUCUGCAAGGAUGAGAUUGUGCUUGUGGAUGAACUACUCCUUCAUGAUACGAACGCGGUGAACUGCACGUACAAAGACGAGGACGACUGCGUGGAGCGUUUCCAGUACUACGAAGACUCCAGUGGCAAGUCCAUCUUGUUCGUCGUCAAAGAGCCAGAAUGCCCCAAGGGUCCAGACAUUCUGGUGUUGCUCCUGUCGGUGGCGGGGGCCAUCUUGUUCCUUGGCCUGGCGGCUCUACUCAUCUGGAAGCUGCUGGUCACGAUCCAUGACAGACGGGAGUUCGCCAAAUUUGAGGAAGAGCGCGCUCGUGCCAAGUGGGACACAGGACACAACCCUCUCUACAAAGGAGCCACCUCUACUUUCACAAACAUCACAUACAGAGGAAAAGACUGACGCUACUGAACAAGGAGAAGAAAUAAAGGACGAAGAGGAAAUAAUGGACUUUGUGGGAAGGCAGCGAAUCAUGUGCAGGCCUCUACUGUCACCUGACCAUAAAUAAUAAUUAUUUGUGUUUGUAAAUAUGUAGAAAUGAUUCUGAGGACACAUUUUUAUCAGGGAUUUGUCAUAAACUUCCACUUAUACUACACUGACAAGUAAGAUAUUGUGUUGUGUGAUUGAUUAAGAACUGUUUUGUUGUGCAGAACAGAAUAAAGGUUUGGUUCACCCAGACUUUCAGGAUGCCACUGUAUCCAGCCAUGUUUGUUGUUUUUAAUUUGAUUUGCCUGCGACUGAAAUAUAUAUUUUUUUAUCUUAUGAAUUUAAUAUAUGCACCUUAAAGCAUCCAAAACGGCAACACCUCUUUCUCUUCCCAAUAUUUAUAAGUUUUCAUUUAUUCUUUCUGAUAAAGCUUCCUUCAACCAUUACAGGUGUCCAGGUGUGAGAUGUAAAAGGCAAAGACAAGGAUAAGCUAUUUAAAAAACAAAUUUUUCAGAUAUGGUAACAAAUCAAUGACAUGGCGUCUGAGCUGUAGUGACAACAAUUGGUCAUUUUUAUCCUGUUUUGGUUUAAACGUUGGAAAUUUUCCCAAGAAACAGACAAAGAUUCAUAACAAGAGUUGUGGUUUUCCUACAACGUGCAUUGGAACAUUUUCAGGGCUUUCUGUCUGUAAUGCUCUGCUUCCAUCUCCUGGACUUAAACUGUUAGUGGCCCCUACUUAUCUUUGUGCAAAGUAUCGCUCAUCUAACACAGUGUAAAAUGUACAACAUGGAUUGUAUCAGCUGAAUUAUGUAGGGGGAAGUGUGUUUGCAGAGUGUGUUUGCAGAGUUGGGGGCGGUGUGGUCUAGGGGGUAGAGUGGUCAUUCUCCAACAAGAGGCUGCCGGUUCAAUCCCCACUGUUCCCCAUCUGCAUGCCGAAGUGUCCUUGGCAAGAUACUGCACCCCUAUAUAGCCCCUUAUAAAUGUUGAGUGUACUAAUUAUAAGUCACUUUGGACAAAAGCGUCAGCCAAAUGAUAUAUAAUGUAUUGUAAUGUCAUUUAUAACCAGCAACCAUAUCAUCCAGUCAACCAUAUAAACACAUAGAGAGAGAGAGAUUUUUUAAGUCACUUAUUUUCUCAGUGAAGUUCCAACCAACAAGUUACUACAAAAUAUCAAAAUUUGAACAAAAAGAAAAUACCUAAAAAUAAAAC